Molecule: messenger RNA, 561 nt
Organism: Rhizophagus irregularis DAOM 181602=DAOM 197198
Lineage: Eukaryota; Fungi; Glomeromycota; Glomeromycetes; Glomerales; Glomeraceae
Source: RefSeq, a predicted model, not a curated record
AUGAGUUACAACAAUUUUAAUAAUUUAAACCCUCCGCAGCCACAAACUUCGCCAUGUAAUUGUAACACUUGUGUUACCAUGUCGCAUGACACCGGCUACCAACAUCAAUUUACCGGAAAUUUUCAAUCACGUCGUUCUACUAAAGCUUUAGCAUAUGUAGUACUUAACCCGUUCUGUAUACUUCCUAUACUUGUAGAAAUUUCCGAUAUGAAUGAUGUUAUUUCGGCACAAUAUGUGUCUACACCGUCGUAUGAUAAUCCAUACACGUGUAAUCCACAAAGUGUUGAUCAUACUUUUCUAAAUAUGCUACAAGAUAUUAGGAAUGUUCUUUUUCCUCAAGAAAAUCCUUUUAUGACUGUUAAUCGUGCUUUAAUUGCAAAUAUUCCAAUGAGGACAUACAACAAUUACGACAUGGCUAAUGCAUCUUCGCAAUUACACACUGCAACUCCGCCGUAUGACGCACAGUAUAUUGACCAGUCUGAUCAUGUAAACCAGCAGAAUUUUCAAAAUCCGUCGCAUUACCCUUCUCCAAAUAAUCUGGGAUUUCAAGAUAGAUAUUAA